AGUUGACGAUUGUCGACUGGGUGACUGUGACUGGAAUUUCACACUUUUUGGUGCUAAUUGACCAAAUUAAACAACCUAAAAUCAGUUAAUCGUUGGUCAUUCGUGACUUCUGGGUCGCACCAGUGACCGGAAUGAACCGAACGACAGAGAUAAGGUGCCUUGAAGCAAAUUACUUGCCGUGACAAGCGAGUUAUAGAGAUCACCAUCACCAAAAUCAAGGCAAAAUCCAUUACCAUGACUGAAGCUGGAAUUCCAACCCUGUUCUCCUUCGAGCUGAUGAAGAUUGGAGGGUUGAUUGCAGUGUUUAUGAUCACCAUUAUUGCCAUUGCCAUUAUUGCAGUGUGUGCUGCGCUUGCAUUGCUGUUGGCCAUUAUGGGUCAUGUGCACAAAUUCUUUGUGGACAGGGCUCUCAAGGAUCAGGCUCGGAAAAAGGCGCUGAUCAACAGAAUCAGAAAUCGCAUGAAAAGCACAGAACUUGCAAACGGGCCUUUUGAUGUUCCCAUCGACCAGCUGAGAGAUGAGCUUCUUGGAGCCAACAACAUCGAAUGUAUGAAAAACAUCUGGGAAGAGGCAUUGGCUAGCGUUUUGAAGCACGACCCACACAUCAGGCUGGAGACGAAAAGAAUCGGUGGUGAAGAGACUGAUUGCCUUGUAUGGAUUCACUCCAGGUGUCCUCAAGGAAACAGAACCUAUCAGAAUUUUCAAGAUGAUGUGGCAGAACAAAGAGAAAACUCUGAAAGUGCAUCCCAGAUGUCAAAAGGUAACAUGAGCAAAGGUUGGCAGAGACCAGCCGUAGAAAUUGACGAUGGGUUCUUGACUUCUCUACCUGUGUUCCCUGCUCAGUACCUGGAGAUUCAACUCGAGUUCUUUCCGCGCAAAUCUGCUUCUUCUGAAAGAGUUGUUGAUGCCAUUUUUGAAAAGUGUGGGCAGAACUUUAACAUUCUGCAUUACAAGGUGGACUCGACUGCAGAUGACUGCUGCGUCUUUAUGAAAACUGCAAGCCAAGCCGACGCUGGACAAGCUUACCGAGCCUUGCACGGAUGGUUGUUUGAUGGAGACUUGGUCACCCCGUAAAGCUCUUGCAUCUUGAGUACUACCACGAGAGAUUCCCAGAGGCCAUCAAUGCUUGCAUCCCUUUUCGCCCGUCUAACAAUCUGAAGCGCUUUAUUUAGUCGUUUCGCUCUCAGAACCGCCCGACCGAAGAUUCAUUUGUUCCUUACGCCCCGGCCCUUUCCUAUCCUUUUCUGCAGGUGGCGACAAAGGCAAUUAACUCUGGGAGGACAGAUCAAACUGAUGCGGGAAAACUCACUCAUUUUAACCUUAAGACUCUCACCAAUUUUAACAGAAUUAGCAUCUUCAGACUUUAAAGAAGCUAAAUAGAAACUUCGAUUGGAAUUGAAAGUGCUCCUUUAAAAAAAAAAGGAAAA
Molecule: messenger RNA, 1427 nt
Organism: Neocloeon triangulifer
Lineage: Eukaryota; Metazoa; Arthropoda; Insecta; Ephemeroptera; Baetidae
Product: inner nuclear membrane protein Man1-like
Exons: 8
Coding region: 235-1074 (279 amino acids)
Biological process (GO): nuclear envelope organization; negative regulation of BMP signaling pathway
Cellular component (GO): nuclear inner membrane
Molecular function (GO): chromatin DNA binding
Source: RefSeq, a predicted model, not a curated record